Molecule: messenger RNA, 2034 nt
Organism: Theileria equi strain WA
Lineage: Eukaryota; Apicomplexa; Aconoidasida; Piroplasmida; Theileriidae
Product: cysteinyl-tRNA synthetase, putative
Exons: 10
Coding region: 1-2034 (677 amino acids)
Biological process (GO): cysteinyl-tRNA aminoacylation
Cellular component (GO): cytoplasm
Molecular function (GO): ATP binding; cysteine-tRNA ligase activity
Source: RefSeq, a predicted model, not a curated record
AUGAUUUUGAGUAGGCUACCAGUGGCAUUUACAGGUCUUAUGCUCAUUAUUAAUUCUGUCAAAACUGUCAGGAAUCGCUCUAGAAUAUGCUUUACGGGACCAUUCGGUAUUAGGAAUAGAUAUUGCUUCAACCAAAUGGCACAAGUAUCGGAUUUACGAACAUGGCAAGCGCCGAGCAAGGAAAACAAACAGAUUACGGGGCUUCGCGUUAGGAAUUCGCUUUGCCCGCAAGAAAAGGUCGAGUUUGUACCAGAAGAAGGAAGGCAGAUAAAAUGGUAUUCCUGUGGACCAACUGUCUACGAUGUCGCCCAUUUGGGUCACGCAAGAACGUACAUUGCCUGCGAUAUCAUUCGUAGCAUUCUGGAGAAUUACCUAAACUACGACGUAUUCUUCGUGGUAAAUAUCACAGAUGUAGACGAUAAGAUCAUACAAAGAGCUGCAAACGAGGGUAAAAGCGUAUCUGAAGUGGCUUCACAUUGGGAGAAGGAAUUUUGGGAAGAUAUGAUUGCCUUAGACGUACGCCUACCGGACUGUAUUACAAGAGUUAGCGAUUACAUGGAAGACAUUGUAAAGUUCAUUGAGAAAAUCAUAGCUAAUGGCUAUGCAUAUGAAUCCGACGGAAGUGUAUACUUUGAUAUAGAAGCAUUCCGUAACAGCGGUAAACAUGUAUACGCCAAGCUUGAACCAACAAGUUUCAACGACUUGAACCGUCUCUUGGAUGGAGAAGGAACCUUGGGUGAAGUAUCCGCCAAUAAGAAAUCAAAAAGUGAUUUUGCACUUUGGAAAAAGUCAAAACCAGGAGAACCAUAUUGGGAGAGUCCUUGGGGAUUAGGCAGACCCGGUUGGCAUAUAGAAUGUAGCGCCAUGUCUAGUAGCAUAUUUGGAGAUUCUGUCUUUGAUCUCCAUUCUGGAGGUAUUGACUUGAGAUUUCCACAUCAUGACAAUGAAAUUGCACAAUCCGAAGCAUAUCUUGAUACCAACAAAUGGGUCAACUACUUUAUUCAUUUUGGCCAUUUGCACAUUCAAGGGCAGAAAAUGAGCAAGAGCUUAAAGAACUUUACAUCAGUCAAGGAAAUGCUACGUAAAUACAACAAGAGACAGAUACGUCUCUUAUUUUUGACUAGCAGAUACGAUUCUACAUUGAACUUCAAUUCCGGUCCAGACGGAAUGGACGAAGCAGUAGCUAUUGACGAGUCCUUCUUUCACUUUUUUGGACUUUUGAACUCGCGGAUAUCUCCACUUGAUUCACCACAAAAAUGGACAGUUGAUGAUUUGAAACUUAAUGAUGACUUCCAAACAUUAAAACAAUUGGUUCAUGACGCUAUUCUUGAUAACUUUGACACUCCAAGAGUUAUUUCAGCAAUAUCAAAGUUCAUUGGAAUCAUAAAUAGCUAUUUGUCUGCGCCAAAUAAAUUUCUCAAACACUCCCAGGGCAAAUCAUUUAAGGAUUAUCUCUACCGCAUCCUAUCUAUGCUAAAGUUAGUCAAACCUGGUUGUGAAUAUGGAGGUAAAGAAAUCUCAGAAUCACUCAACGAAAAGGCAAUCCUUAAGGAGCUGGCGGAUUUGCGUCAACAGACAAGAAAGUUUGCACAAGGUGUACUAAAGAAUGAGGUAACCAAUGAUAAGACCAAAGACCUGCUUAAAUACUGUGAUAAAGUAAGGGAUGUAAAUCUUCCAUCCUUGGGAAUAAUCCUGGAAGAUUGUGACAAUGGAGAAUAUCGACUAAAGUAUAAAUCAUUAGAGGAGCAAGAAGCUGAAAAGCAGAGAAAAUUGGAGAAGCAACAACAAAGGGAACUUCUUGAGAAGGAACGAUUGGAAAAAUUGAAUACUCCACCGGAGGAAUUUAUACACAAGACAUAUCCAAAUAAAUUUGGGAAACUAGAUGACAAAUUUAUCCCAAUUGAAUAUGCAGAUGGGACACCCAUAUCCAAAUCGGAGCGUAAAUCCCUGGAAAAGGUAUCUCACAUUUUCUAUUUAUUUUUAAUUUCCAUAUACUAUUCAGAUAAUGGACAAACACAUGAAGCAGCAUUUUAA